AUGGACGAAGACCCAGAAACCACCCUCCAAAACCUCACCACCCAACUAACCACAACCCCCCAAGCCUUCCCAACCUGCUGCCUCUCCCUCUCCACCCCCCUCCUUUCAACCCUAACAACCCUCCUCCCCAAAAAACCAAACUACACCCUCUCAAUCGGCAGCGGCAGCGGCCUCCUCGAAGCCCUCCUAACCCACACCACCCCCACCCUCCAAAUCGAAGGCGUCGAAGUAAACCCCACCGUGAACCGCUACAUCGCCGAACAAGACAUGCACGUUGUCUCGGGCACCUGGGAUCUCCUAUCUUCGCGCGUCCCCGGCGCGAAGGCGUGGAUGUUUGUCUAUCCGCGGGAGCCGAGGUUGGUGGAGCGGUAUAUUGAGGGUUUUGGGGAGACGGGGAUGGUGGAGGUUAUUUUGUGGUUGGGGCCGAGGGCGGAUUGGGGGGAUUAUGUGGGGUGUUUUGAGGGGAGGGGGUUUGGGGUUGAGAGGGUUGUUGGUGUUGAGGGGGGGUUGGAGGGGUUUGAGAUGUUGGGGGUUGUUAGGAGGGUUGGUUCUUUUUAG
Molecule: messenger RNA, 558 nt
Organism: Aspergillus oryzae RIB40
Lineage: Eukaryota; Fungi; Ascomycota; Eurotiomycetes; Eurotiales; Aspergillaceae
Exons: 1
Coding region: 1-558 (185 amino acids)
Source: RefSeq, a predicted model, not a curated record